Messenger RNA from Girardinichthys multiradiatus, 2099 nucleotides. It is a transcript of the gene umps, whose product is annotated as uridine monophosphate synthetase. Gene Ontology annotation, biological process: 'de novo' UMP biosynthetic process; 'de novo' pyrimidine nucleobase biosynthetic process. Gene Ontology annotation, molecular function: orotidine-5'-phosphate decarboxylase activity; orotate phosphoribosyltransferase activity. The record is from RefSeq and is a predicted model, not a curated record. The transcript is spliced from 10 exons. NCBI's taxonomy places the organism in Eukaryota, Metazoa, Chordata, Actinopteri, Cyprinodontiformes, Goodeidae. Bases 64 to 1527 code for a protein of 487 amino acids.
AUAAUACAAGAAGAAGAAGAAGAAGAAGAAGAACACGGCGCUGUGUUUCCUGAAGACCCAACGAUGGCGGAUGUUUCUAUUGACAGUUUAAUUCUGAAGCUCCACGAUGUGAACGCGGUGAAGUUCGGGGAGUACACGCUGAAGAGCGGCUUGUUGACACCGAUUUAUAUCGACCUGAGGGUUCUGGUUUCCCAUCCUGCUCUGAUGAACCAGGUUUCGAGUCUCCUCUACCAGCGAGUGAAAGAAGAGAAACUUCAGUUUGACUCGGUGUGUGGUGUGCCGUACACAGCCCUCCCUUUGGCCACAAUUAUCUGCUCUACGCAUGAACUGCCCAUGCUCAUCAGGAGAAAGGAGGCCAAGGACUAUGGAACUAGGAAGCUGGUGGAGGGGUCAUUUCAUGAGGGCGAUACGUGUUUGAUCAUCGAGGACACGGUGACCAGUGGCAGCAGCAUCCUGGAGACAGCAGAAGUGCUCCACAAGGAAGGGCUGAAGGUGACGGAUGCCAUUGUGCUGAUGGAUAGAAAGCAAGGUGGGGCGGAGAUGUUGGCGUCUCGGGGAAUUCGGCUCCUGCCAAUCAUCUCCAUGUUUAAGCUGCUUGAUGUGCUGCGUGCAGCGGGACGCAUCGAUGACCAAACAGCCCAGAGUGUGCGCAAGUUCAUCCAGGAAAAUAACACUUUCGGGCCUAAGAAGAUGAAUGGCACUGGUGUUUCAACUCCCAAGAUUCCUUGUAUGGAACAGAAGCGAGUUCUGAGCUACGCAGAUAGAGCUGAGCUGCCAAAAAUCCACCCUCUGGCAUCUAAGCUGCUCAAGAUCAUGGAGGAGAAGCAGUCCAACCUUUGCGUCUCCGCCGACGUGACAAGCGGCAAGGCGCUGCUCCAGCUGGCUGAGUCUCUUGGUCCAAAGAUCUGCAUGUUGAAGACUCACUGUGACAUCCUGAAGGAUUUCACACCAGAGUUCAUCCAGAAACUUCAAGCUGUGGCUGACGAACACAACUUUCUCAUAUUUGAAGAUCGCAAGUUUGCUGAUAUUGGAAAUGCAGUCAAGCAACAGUAUGAGGGCGGUGUGUUCCAGAUCGCGUCUUGGUCUCACAUUGUCAACGCCCACGCUGUGCCGGGGCCCGGGAUCGUGAAGGGCCUGGGUGCUGUGGGGAAGCCUUUGGGGCGAGGCUGUUUGCUCAUUGCACAGAUGAGCUCCCAGGGGUCUCUGGCCACUGGUGAAUACACAAAAGCUGUGGUGAAGAUGGCAGAGGAGCACUCAGACUUUGUGAUUGGAUUCAUCUGUAACUCUAAGACAAUUGAAAAACCAGAAUUUAUCCACAUGACCCCUGGUGUGCAGAUACAGGCUGGAGGCGAUUUGUUGGGCCAACAGUACACAACCCCAGAGGAGGUCAUCUACAACAAAGGUUCAGACGUCAUCAUCGUGGGACGAGGCAUUUUGGAGGCACCCAAUAGCCUCGAAGCUGCGGAGUCGUACAGAAAGUCAGGCUGGGAUGCUUACAUUAGGAAAGUGGGUCAGAGUCACCAGUAAGAUCUCAAGAGUGGAAUUUGCAUCAUUGUGCUGAAGUACGACAGCUGAGGGCCUCUAUAGGAGGGGAGCAAACAUUCAGGGACACUCUGGCCACCACAUACUGUCUUAGUAACUAUAGAUGUGUUACUGUUUAGAUUUCUGUUCAGCUCAGCUCAGUUUGCUGUUUGCAUCAAAGCAAACAUUCCUCAAAAAAGUGCAUUACCUUACAUUAUGCUGGUUGAUGCGUUUACAGGCUAAAAUUGGUGGGUGUUUUUAGUUUUGAUGCAUUCAAUUACUAGGAAAACUUUAUUUCAGUAUUCAGUCUGAGGAAUAGUUGCAUCAAGUGUAAUUUGUUUAGUAAAGACCUCUUCUUUCACCAUUCUAUGACAUGAUUUCCCAUAGUUUCUACAAGAUUUAACCUGAAUCCCUGCAAAUUGACACCAACAAUUACGAUGGUAUAAGUAUGUUUGAUUGAAACUCACAGUAAAUUUCAAUACUUUAAAGAAAACAGAUUUAGGAAAUAAAGAUAUAAAAAUAAACAAUCCUUGUCACCUUUCACUUUCAUUAUAUAUUAAAACCGAGUCUGAAAACCA